AUGUCACGCUGUCCGGCCUUUGCCUCGUUUCAACUUUCCAAAGUCACACAUACCAUCGAUAAAAUCUUGAGCGCUAUCAUGAGCAACCGCCAUCAAGCAAUAAUUCCCAAAACUCCGAUGCGCAGGUCACACCGGAAGGCCCGGACAGGGUGUCUAGUCUGCAAAAGGAGGCGGAUCAAGUGCAAUGAAGGCAAGCCAGGGUGCCAAAACUGCCUUCAUUUUGGCGUUGAUUGUUCGUACUCGCAGCUCUCGCCUACUAUUCCUGAUCAAGGCUGGAAAUUUCUCAUCAACGGAGGCCCUGGGCCGCACCAGGGGCGUGGCCGGCCGAGGUCGUCCAACUGGCCGACAAGCACCUUGACCUUGUCUAAAUCACCCUUGUGUGCCUCUGAUUCCCGAGCAUUCCCGCCCUACUCUCCAGAAACCAUUCGAUGUUAUAGUCUAUUGCUUGACUGCCUGACAUGGUCUGGUGAAGCAGCUGUUGUUAGUUCCCGUGAAGACGUUGCUGCAAAGUUUUCCGGACCGUUACUCAGAGUUCUGCAUCCUGUUGUCUUGGACUUCUGUCGGUGCUCUAUCGCUUCUCACCUUGCACGCCUGCGACCACAGCAAAAGAGUCACUUUCAGGGAAUGGCAAGACGCCUCUCCUCUUCAGGCAUUCGCGGUCUGGUUGCGAUGCUACCUUCCGUUGACGUGGACAACUGCCAUGCGGUUUUUGCUGCGGCUGUGCUCGUGUCUAUCACCACACUGGCAUAUGGGCCGCAGCCAGGUGAAUACCUUCUCUUUUGUAACAGCGGCUUUCCCUUGUGGCUUGGACUGUUCCAAGGCAUUAAGUCUGUCCUCGGCGGGGUAGGGGCCAGCCAGGUAUUCUCCGGGCCAUUGUCAGGCUUCUUAUGCCGACCAGAGCGAGUCGAUAAGCCAUAUGCAUCAAGAAGACACCUUCGAUAUGUGGACUGGGCUGGCCAAUUCAAUAAUCUACGAACAUACGUAGAAACUAGCGAUAGCCUCUAUCGUACAGAAAAUUUGGAAGCCCUUGAAAGCUUGCAAAUGUGCUACGAGGCAAUCUGGGGCCGGCCAGACGGAACGUGUAAUAGCCACACCAAAAACCAAAUGGUCUUUAUAUGGAUAUAUUAUUUGCGAGACGACUUUGUUCGGCGCUUGCAGGAGAAAAUGCCAAUUCCUCUCCUGAUCUUCGCUUAUUUCACAAUUCCAAUGAAGACAUUGGAGAAUUUCUGGUUUAUCUCUGGUUGGCCAGAUCAUAUUCUGUCAGGAAUCCAGGCUGCAAUUGAUGAAGCUCAUUAUCCAUGGUUGCAAUGGCCAUUGCAAGUCCUCGAAGAUAUGGGAUAG
This is a messenger RNA of Clonostachys byssicola, 1341 nucleotides long. The record is from the annotation of a GenBank genome assembly. Lineage: Eukaryota; Fungi; Ascomycota; Sordariomycetes; Hypocreales; Bionectriaceae.